AGUGGCUGGUUUGUAUUAAUGGUAAUGUGGAAGGCAGCUGUUUAUCAGAGACUGGUAAAGGUGUUGGGAAAUCUAAAGGAUUAACUGCGUGAAAAAAAAGCAACGCAACCAAAAUUACCUUGCGGUGAGGAAAGACAAAGCAAUGAAGCAGUAGAGAUGAUCCCUCUGUUGAUUUUGAUAAUGGCAGCAGUGGCUGAUGCGUGCACAAAUAACUGUUCGAACCCCUCCAGGGAUUACUGCUACUCUGCUCGGAUCCGCAGCACUGUGUUGCAGGGCCUGCCCUUCGGAGGGGUCCCCACUGUGCUGGCGCUGGACUUCAUGUGCUUUCUGGUUCUACUGUUUGUGUUUUCAAUUUUGCGAAAGGUUGCCUGGGAUUAUGGACGGCUUGCUUUGGUGACAGAUGCAGACAGACGGAGGCAGAGUCACAGACAUUACAAAGAAGAGCGAAAAUAUGUGGCAUCGGCAGUCCAUUCUGAAAUGCCCCAGAGUUAUGAACGACUAACGUCAGUCUCCAGUUCAGUAGACUUUGACCAAAGAGACAAUGGAUUCUGUUCUUGGUUGACUGCCAUCUUCAGAAUAAAGGAUGAUGAGAUCCGAGAGAAAUGCGGGGGUGAUGCUGUGCAUUACCUUUCAUUCCAGCGACAUAUCAUUGGACUGCUGGUUGUUGUGGGGGUCUUGUCUGUGGGAAUUGUAUUGCCUGUAAACUUCUCAGGAGACUUGCUAGAAAAUAAUGCAUAUAGCUUUGGAAGAACAACUAUAGCAAACUUAAAUUCUGGGAAUAACUUGCUGUGGUUGCACACUUCCUUUGCAUUUCUUUACCUAUUACUGACAGUAUACAGUAUGAGGCGGCAUACCUCAAAAAUGCACUACAAGGAAGAUGACUUGGUAAAACGUACUUUAUUUAUAAAUGGAAUUUCUAAAUAUGCUGAAGAGGAGAAAAUAAAGUUACAUUUUGAACAUGCUUAUGAGAACUGCAAAGUGCUGGAGGCGCGCCUCUGUUACAAUGUGGCCAAACUCAUGUCUGUUGAUGGGGAUAGAAAAAAGGCAGAGCGUAGCAGAAAAUUUUAUGCUGACUUGUGGGAAAAAGAACACAUCCACACCAUGAUCAACCCCAAACCGUGUGGACAUCUGUGCUGCUGUGUGGUCAAGGGAUGUGAGAAGGAGGAGGCUGUAUAUUACUAUACCAACCUGGAGGCCAAGCUGAAAAAAGACUACUUAAGGGAGAAGGAGAAGGUGUGUGAGAAGCCCCUGGGGAUGGCCUUCGUCACUUUCCAGAACGAGUCAAUGACUGCAAUUAUACUGAAGGACUUUAAUGCUUGUAAGUGUCAGGGCUUUAAAUGCAGAGGAGAGCCUCAGUCCUCACCAUACAGUGGAAGCCUUCAUGUGCACGACUGGACAGUCAUCUACGCCCCUGACCCUCAGAAUGUGUACUGGGAGAACUUGUCACUCGGAGGGCUGUCUUGGUGGCUGCGCUGCUUGGUCAUCAAUUGUAUCCUCUUCCUUCUACUAUUCUUCCUCACUACUCCUGCCAUCAUCAUCACCACUAUGGACAAGUUUAAUGUCACCAAGCCUGUUGAGUAUUUAAAUAACCCAAUUAUCACCCAGUUUUUCCCCACGCUCCUGCUGUGGUCAUUCUCUGCUCUCCUGCCAACUAUUGUUUACUACUCUGCCUUCUUUGAAGCACAUUGGACAAGAUCGGGAGAGAACAGAACAACCAUGCAUAAAUGUUACACCUUCCUUAUAUUUAUGGUCUUGCUAUUGCCUUCUCUGGGACUCAGCAGUUUAGAUCUUUUCUUCCGCUGGCUGUUUGACAAGAAAUUCUUAGCAGAUGCGGCAGUCAGGUUUGAGUGCGUCUUUCUCCCUGACAACGGAGCUUUCUUUGUGAACUAUGUCAUUGCCUCUGCUUUCAUCGGUUGUGCUAUGGAGCUGCUGCGAAUCCCUGGACUGCUGCUGUACAUGAUCCGUCUAUGCCUGGCCAGAUCAGCAGCUGAGCGGCGCAUUGUAAAAAGACGCCAAGCGUAUGAGUUCCAGUUUGGGUCUGCCUAUGCCUGGAUGAUGUGUGUUUUCACCGUUGUCAUGACAUACAGCAUCACUUGCCCCAUUAUAGUCCCUUUUGGAUUGAUGUAUAUGCUACUGAAACACCUGGUGGACAGAUACAACAUGUAUUAUGCAUACUUGCCUGCCAAGCUGGACAAGAAAAUCCACUCUGGAGCGGUUAACCAAGUGGUGGCUGCACCAAUCCUCUGUCUCUUCUGGCUGCUGUUUUUCUCCACUGUUAGAACAGGAUUUCUGGCUUCAACGUCCAUGUUCACCUUUGUGGUGCUGAUCAUCACUAUUGUCAUCUGCCUUUCUCACGUCUGCUUUGGACACUUCAAAUAUCUCAGUGCUCACAACUACAAGAUUGACACACAGGAAAUAGACGUGGACAGUGUUGAAAAUGGACAACCUCCAGAGUCUUCUCAGUCUCCACCUAAAUCUGCGAUGUACAUCGCCCAGGUUCUGCAGGAUCCCAACUCUGACGAGGUGUCUGCAGCGGGCAGUGGCGACGAUGAGCAGGGUUCCAACGACGAGGAGCUGAUCAAUCCGCACGGCAGCCUCAACGAGGAAGACUUCCAGUCUGGAGAGGACAGUCUGAUAGCCAACGAGGUUCUAGCAAACCAAUAACUGGUAGACGAAACUCGGAACAGGAGGACCAAGUGCCAUACAGACUUAUUUACACCAAACCAACAGCUUGUAAUUAGAUUCAGGAAUCUUGCAGAUACAGGUCUGUCUGUUUGCACCGGUAACUGCCCAUCUCACACACACACACACACAUACACACACACACACACCUGUUCCAAUCUGCCCUGCACAACUCCCUCUACAAUUUUAUAUUUCUAAAGAGAUGGAUGGAUGGAAGGAGCUGCAGCUGGAAUAUCGGGGUCCUUUUUCUAAAUAAAUGCUGGGCAACAAAAAAAUAAAUAAAAAAACAAAGAGUUUAUAACCAAGGAAGAAAAAAAUUGUUAGUGACUGAAUGCAUUGCAUAGCUCUCUGACUAAAUUUCACAGCAGGCGUUUGAGGUUUGUAAUAUAAUGAUAUAAAUAUGUGAAUAAUGUUAACAGUGCCCCCAAUAUGCAAAUACAUUUGUUUAUAGAUAAUAAUGUUGCUUUAUUUAUUUAAAUGCUAAUUAAUCACGUCUGUGGACAGGAGGUUAGCAGAUAAUUUAGGAUUUAUAAAAGGUCGUUGCAACCUGUUACUGUGUGUGAAAUCCUGCGAAUCAGAAACAAUCGUGCUGCAUGCUCUAGCAUUCAUAUGUCCCAGGAGGACUGAAAACACUUUGUGCUCUCUGUAGAAAAUGCUUUAUGAUGGCAUAAAAAUAGUAAGUGUUAUCCAGUGCUGUUUUUAUACUAUUACCAAAAAUGUAAAGCUGAAUACUGCUGUACAUUCAUUAGAAAUGAUUUGGUCAGCAGUAUUCAGGGCUUAUUUUUAAGAUCAUUAUCUGUCUGUAUGGUACCUGGGCCAGCCACACAAUAAUUUUUAUUUUAUUGGUUCUGAGACGCUAACAUUGAUGCCAAUGAUGCCGCAACAGCAGUGACCGGCUAAAUAUGACUUGGAAUUGUAUUGCUUCUAGGACUAAGCUGAACCGUGUUUUAGACAGACAGACUGAAAGUAGCACUAACUUUCUAAUCAACCAAAAAAUGCACUGUUUUCCUCCUAAUCUAGAUACACUAGUAAAAAGAAAAGGGUCCUCAUAUAUGAACUGUGAAUUAAGAUUCAUGAAGCACACUUCAGGGUGGUUACUUGACCCUUCUAUAGCAUCUUGAACAAGCACUGGGAAUGUUGAGCAGUAACCAAUAAAUAGUAAAGAACCUUCAGCCGUAAAGCAUGUGCACUAAAUUGUGGCAAGGUGACCAAGUACGAUCACGUUCUCAUUUCAUAGAAAAAGUACAAAUAUAUAGAUCCAUUUGAAAUGGUGUGCAGUGCUUAUGUUGUGAAGUAAAUAAAACAAUAAGCAAGA
Messenger RNA from Polyodon spathula (Mississippi paddlefish), 3997 nucleotides. It is a transcript of the gene tmem63ba, whose product is annotated as transmembrane protein 63Ba. Lineage: Eukaryota; Metazoa; Chordata; Actinopteri; Acipenseriformes; Polyodontidae. The coding region runs from base 157 to 2664 and encodes 835 amino acids. Gene Ontology annotation, cellular component: plasma membrane. The transcript is spliced from 24 exons. The record is from RefSeq and is a predicted model, not a curated record. Gene Ontology annotation, molecular function: calcium-activated cation channel activity.